CCUCCCCCCCAUUCAACCACUGGCUCUAAUGUAGCCCAGCUUCACUGUUUACUACAGAAUUAGUGCAUAGCGGACGGCAGUCUCUCCCUCAUCUGUGAACUCCGAAUUGUGAAAGAUAGCCUGUUAGUUUCGCGUAAAAGGAGAAAAUUUAUCCAAAAGUCAACAUGCCCAAGAGAAAGGGAACCGAUGGAGAGGUCAAGGAGGAGCCUCAAAGAAGGUCUGCCAGGUUAUCUGCAAAACCAGCUCCUCCUAAACCUGAACCCAAACCCAAGAAAACACCCAAGAAAGAGAAAGAAGUGAACGACAAAAAGGAGGACAAGAAGACAAAGGCAAAGGCUGAGGAGAACAAGGAGGAGAACCAGUCAGAAAACGGAGAGACCAAGACUAAUGAGGUUGAGAAGACUCCAGAGGAGGAGCCUGAGGGGGAGAAGGAGGAGACUAAGGCUGAGUAGCGCUCCACCCAUCCAUCAUUGUUUUUUUUUGUGUCUCUCUCUCUCUCUCUCUC
Molecule: messenger RNA, 505 nt
Organism: Colossoma macropomum (tambaqui)
Lineage: Eukaryota; Metazoa; Chordata; Actinopteri; Characiformes; Serrasalmidae
Gene: hmgn7
Product: high mobility group nucleosomal binding domain 7
Exons: 6
Coding region: 165-452 (95 amino acids)
Biological process (GO): chromatin organization
Cellular component (GO): nucleus; chromatin
Molecular function (GO): nucleosomal DNA binding
Source: RefSeq, a predicted model, not a curated record